AAGUUUGGUCAACUUCGGUUAGUCUGUUGCCACGCGCUUCCAUGUGUAGAAGUAGAAAUUAUGCACAUAAGAAUGUAAAAUUUCUAAUAAUUAGCAUAGUUAAUUUCACUUUCUGCUGCAGUGUCAGUGACUGUGAAAUCAAAUAAAAUACAACAAUAAAAACUAACGAAAGUUCCAAAAUAUAAUGAUUUCAUUUUUAUUCAAGAAAGAAGUUACAAUAUUGUGUAUUAUAGGUUACGGUUUCUCUCAAGUGUAGUGAAAGUAUUUUGUGUCUUUGACCUAAUUAUUCAUUUUUUAUGUGUUGUAUUUGAUCAUGAUAUAUCUCUAAUACAUUCCACAAGAAAAUAAUUCUAUUUUUUUUCAAAGCACUAUCUUAAGAACAUUCGUGCGUAAGUUGAAUUUAUUACCAUAAUGAAUAAAGAGACAUAUGACGUAAUCCGUGUUGGAUCUCGAAAGAGCGAGUUGGCACUAAUUCAAACUAGAUAUGUAAUAGACAGUUUGAAAAAUAUAUAUCCGAAAAAGGAGUUCGAAAUAGUGACCAUGAAUACAAAAGGUGAUAAAAUAUUAGAUAAAUCUUUACCUAAAAUUGGAGAAAAAUCUUUAUUCACAGAAGAAUUAGAACUUGCUUUAGAAACUGGCCGUGUUGAUUUUUUAGUACAUUCAUUAAAAGACUUACCUACAAUAUUGCCACAAGGAAUGGUACUUGGAGCAAUAUUGAAACGUGAAGAUCCACGUGAUGCAGUUGUAAUGUCAACAAAAUAUAAAGACAAAACAUUAUCUACAUUACCAAAAGGAAGUGUUAUAGGAACUAGUUCAUUAAGAAGAUCAGCCCAAUUAUCUAGAAAUAUGCAGCACUUAACUGUUCAAAAUAUACGUGGUAAUUUAAAUACUAGAUUAAAAAAAUUAGAUGACGAAGACAGCCCAUUUGCUGCAAUUAUUUUAGCCACUGCUGGGUUGAAAAGAAUGGGAUGGGAAGACAGAAUAAGUCAGAUAUUAGAACCAGAAGAAGCUUUGUAUGCUGUUGGUCAGGGAGCAUUAGGAAUAGAAUGCAGAGAAUCUGAUUGGAAAAUACUAUCUCUUUUAGAACCUUUGCAUGAUGUAGAUACAACAUUGAGAUGUGUAUGCGAGCGAUCUUUUUUAAAAACACUUGGUGGUGGGUGUUCUGCACCAGUUGCAGUUUCUUCCUCUUUAACUGGGAAAGAUUUAACUAUUACUGGAGCAGUAUGGUCCCUUGAUGGUCAAACUUUAAUAAAAGAUACAAUAAAAAGUGAACUUUAUAUACCGGAUGAUGAUGGAGAACCUCCAAAAAAAUGCCCAUAUAGAGAACCCCGCCUAUAUUGCAGUGUUGCGCCAGGUAAUAUAAGUAGCCUAAGUCUUUUAGGUGCCGAACAAUUAGGCAAAGAUAUUGCAGCAAAAUUGAUAAACAAAAAUGCUCUUGAAGUAAUGCUAAAAGCUAGAAACGAAAUUUUAAAUUCUGAUUGAGAAACUACGUUAAUUGUACGAAUGAAUUGUUUAUUGUUCCUUAAAAUGGUGCUUUAAAGAGAUAUAGAAUUAAGAAUGUAACGUAAUUGUCAAUUUUAGAUCUUUUUUUAAAUAAUUAUCAGUUAAUUCAAUUUUUAUUUUUUCGUUUCUCCAAUCAAGAAAACAAUUUUUCAUAUUGUAAUAUAUAUAUAUAUAUAUAUAAAAUAUUUACGAAAUAUAAAUAAAUCCAAUAAAAUAAUUAACGUUAAUGAAUAGAAACAGAACAGAAUUCAUAUUGUAAAUAAAAACUGAUUCUUUAAUGUAAUUUGCGGAUCCAUUAUCAGUACUAUUACAUGUAUAGAUUACUGAAAUUUACAUACAAAUUUUUAUGUUUUAUUCUAUCUAAUUCUAUCUAAUUCUCCAACUAAAAUUUUGAUUAACAUAAAAUUUUGUACUUUUUAAUAUGAAAGUUCCAUAUAAUAUAUACACUGCCUCUUAUCAAAUUGUUUGAACAUAUGUGAUAUAAUUUCAUGAAUUUACGUAUCAACUGUUCAUCAAAUACUUCUUUAAAUAAAAUACUACAAAAAUAUUAUUGCCGGUUAUAUUAUAACUCUCUUUCAUUAUGAAAAAUAUAAAAAUACCAGAUAUAUAGUAUUAUUAUUUAAAGAAUAUUAAUCGUAAAAUAUCUUAUAUAAAAUUUCUUUAGAUUCAAGUUUUAUUUAACAGCUUAUGAUUUUAUACAAUAUAAUUAUACGUAAAAAUGAGAAAAAUAAUGUAAAAAUCUGUUCUUCGUAAAUGUAUAUAAAAUACAUUGGAAAUAUAGAAGGUAAUAGAAUUUGUACAUACAUUAUAUAUUAAUAAACAAAAGAGAGAGAAACGCAAUACUUGAAAUCUUGUAUUUUAUAAUAAUUAAAUUAAAAAGCAUUAAUUAAUUAUUUUAAAAUAAGCUAUAUCUGUUUUUAUAUUAAUCAAACAAAUAUAAAUUCCUGAAUCUUAUAUAACAUUAUGGUGAGUAACUUUGGUAAUAUUUUUUAUUAAUAACAUUUAAUUUGUGCUCAUGCUUUAUAGAUACAACCAUUUUGUAAUCUUAUCUGAUAGAAACUGUAUAACAUCUUUAUUGCUUACAUAGUGCGCGCAAUGUACUUUUAUAAGAAUAUAGAAUAUUUUUUUUUUUUAUACAAAAAAUAACUGUAAUCGUUUUAUGUGCUAGUGCCUAUUAUAGAAAAUAAUAUUAUAUAUAACUGUAUUAACAUUCUGUUUGUUAUAAAGAUUCUUUUAAUACAGAGAUCAUAAAGUGUUCAUAAAGUACAGAAUAUCUUUAUAUAGAUGCAAGCAAAUGUUGAAAGAAACAUCAAUAAUAAAAAUAAUACAAUUGAUUAUUAAAUCCUU
Messenger RNA from Vespa crabro (European hornet), 2850 nucleotides. Its product is annotated as porphobilinogen deaminase. Gene Ontology annotation, cellular component: cytoplasm. Gene Ontology annotation, molecular function: hydroxymethylbilane synthase activity. The record is from RefSeq and is a predicted model, not a curated record. Bases 412 to 1482 code for a protein of 356 amino acids. The transcript has 6 exons. Gene Ontology annotation, biological process: heme biosynthetic process. NCBI's taxonomy places the organism in Eukaryota, Metazoa, Arthropoda, Insecta, Hymenoptera, Vespidae.